Molecule: messenger RNA, 3300 nt
Organism: Rhineura floridana
Lineage: Eukaryota; Metazoa; Chordata; Lepidosauria; Squamata; Rhineuridae
Gene: BIN1
Product: bridging integrator 1
Exons: 18
Coding region: 144-1832 (562 amino acids)
Biological process (GO): regulation of endocytosis
Cellular component (GO): synaptic vesicle; cytoplasm; plasma membrane
Molecular function (GO): phospholipid binding; tau protein binding
Source: RefSeq, a predicted model, not a curated record
AUUCUCCUUGUCCCCGGCUCUUGAAGAGGGCUAUGGCCAUUGUUUCGCUCCUGGUCUUUACUCUCGUCCUCCCGCUCUGAUUAAUUUUAACCACCACCGCACAGGGGUUUUUUUUGUUUGUUUUUUUAAAAAACGACGGCAAAAUGGCUGAGAUGGGCAAGGGAGUCACUGCGGGGAAAAUAGCCAGCAACAUGCAGAAGAAACUCACCAGGGCCCAAGAGAAGGUCCUUCAGAAACUUGGCAAAGCUGAUGAAACAAAAGAUGAGCAAUUUGAACAAUGUGUGCAAAACUUCAACAAACAACUGACAGAGGGAAGCAAACUGCAGAAGGAUCUCCGGACAUACCUGGCUUCAGUAAAAGCAAUGCACGAGGCCUCCAAGAAACUGUCAGAGUGUUUGCAAGAAGUGUAUGAGCCGGACUGGCCGGGAAGAGAUGAUACUAACAAACUAGCAGAGAACAGUGAGCUGCUGUGGACAGACUUCCAUCAGAAGCUGGUGGAUCAAGCAUUGCUAACUAUGGAUACCUACCUUGGCCAGUUCCCAGACAUAAAAUCCCGCAUUGCUAAACGGGGAAGGAAACUUGUAGAUUAUGACAGUGCCAGGCACCAUUAUGAAUCUCUACAGACUGCAAAAAAGAAAGAUGAAGCUAAAAUUGCCAAGCCUGUCUCAUUGCUUGAGAAAGCUGCGCCUCAGUGGUGCCAAGGGAAGCUACAAGCACACCUCGUAGCUCAGACUAAUCUGCUGCGGAACCAGGCUGAAGAAGAGUUAGUAAAAGCCCAGAAAGUGUUUGAGGAGAUGAACAUCGAUCUUCAGGAAGAACUGCCCUCACUAUGGAAUAGUCGUGUUGGUUUCUACGUCAACACAUUCCAGAGUAUCGCAGGCUUAGAAGAGAACUUCCAUAAGGAAAUGAGCAAGUUGAACCAAAAUUUGAAUGAUGUCCUUGUGAAUCUAGAGAAAGAGCAUGCAACAAGCACCUAUCCUGUUAAAGCUCAGCCAAGAAAGAAAACUAAACUGUUCUCCAGGCUGAGGAAAAAGUUGAGCAGUGACAGUACCCCUGCAAAAGCAAACAAAACACCCUCAUCUCCACCUGAUGGGACUCCUAUCACCAGCCCUGAGACCAAGGCCAUCAACCAUGAGCCAGAGCCAUCCACUUUGGAAACACCUGGGGGAGGCAUCCCUAAGUCUCCAUCUCAGUUGCGGAAAGGCCCUCCCGUGCCGCCACCUCCAAAACUCACUCCGUCCAAGGAGAUGAAGCAGGAGAACAUCAUCAACCUGUUUGAUGACAAUUUUGUCCCAGAGAUCAGUGUGACAACCCCCUCACAGCGCGGUGGCCUGCGGCUUUUACCUCUUCCUCCUGUUCGACGGCUGAAACGUUGCGUGAGGGGCCUGGAGUUGGGAGAAAAGUCCACAGAAGCCGUUCCUGCUGGUGCUGAGGCAGCUGGCAAAGAAGAAGAAGCUGGAGCUGGAGCAGCUAAAACCGAACCUGACUCAGGAUCUGCUUCAAGCUCUCUGCCUGCUGUAGUUGUAGAGACCUUCUCAACCACAGUCAAUGGAGCAGUUGAGAGUGGAGCCCUCUCUGAGAGGGCUGACAUGCCACCAGGUUUCCUGUUUAAGGUGCAAGCCAUGCAUGACUAUGGGGCCACUGACAGUGAUGAACUCCAACUGAAGGCUGGGGAUAUUGUCCUGGUGAUUCCAUUUGACAACCCUGAGGAGCAGGUAGGGAGAGAUGAAGGAUGGCUGAUGGGUGUGAAAGAAUCUGAUUGGCUUCAGCACAGAGAACUUGACCAGUGCCGAGGAGUUUUCCCAGAGAAUUUUACAGAGCGGGUGCAAUGAGGUCCUGAGGCUCCUUGUUGGCUUCUCUGCACCAAGAAAGCAAGAAAUGUUUCCUCACCCCGUCUUCUCCUGGGGAAAGUCAAAAAGUAAUAGAGAAUUUUAAAGGAAGAGAAGCCUAAAGGCUGGAUUCUUCACAGAAAAGAAGCUUUUAGAAGUACACUGAAUUCAAAGUAUUAUCAAAUAUAUAGGUAAUAAAGAAAGACAGGUUGGAAAAAAAACCCUUUUUUCUUUUGAUUUGAAUGGUGUUGGUGUUCAGGUCAUUCGUCACCAAAGUGGCUGAGUCAUUUGGUGUGAGUUGGAAUUAGGGUAUGUCCUGCAUCAUAAGCUGCAAAAUGCUAACUGUCCCAAAACUCUGAAACUACACACUAAAGUUUACCUUGUGGGAAGGUGCAGUCAACCUGUCUUGUGUCUGAGGUUGCAUAUGUGGCAUCCCCUAGAUUUCAGACCCUGCACAUUAUUCACACCUGCUGCCAUAAGCCCAAUGCCUGUCAUACUGUUGAAAAGAAAUAGUUAGUGUACAGUGUUCACAAAUUACGAUUGUGUGUGUGUGUGUGUGUGUUGUUCAUCCUUUGAAAAAAUGUAACAAGAACUGUGAUUUUCUACAUAUAAUGCAAACAAAAUUGCCUGCAAAUGCACAUCAGAAAGAAAAAUGAGGAAGCUACACCAGAUCCAUAGCUCCUUCAAAAUAUGUGAUUUGAAAUAGUACAUUGGCACUUGCUUGUUUUGUUCUUUUAAAAAACAUUGUAAAAGUAUAAACAUUAUUUGAUUUUUCAAAAACUAAUUGUUACUGAUUUGUUAAGCAGGCUUGGAAUGGGCAUUUAAAAGCAUUUUACUGCAUUUAAAAGGAUGAGGUGGAGAGAGAUCUGCAAAACACUAUCAUGGGGAAAAGGAACAUUUGCAGUUUUUGUUUCCUCCAUCUUUUAGAGAACCCUGCAGGCAAAACCCCAUUCACUUGUUUUAUCUCAUCUGCAGUUGGCGAACAUACUGAACAGCUUCUUAGAAGUAUUGAGCAGCUGCAACAGUGGAUGGUGACUUGCUCUGAUGUAGCUAUAGGGGUGCUCUAUGCUUGGCAAAUCCAACCAGCAGUGAUGCCUGCAGCUGAUGUUCCACUAUAAGAAGUUAAAACCAAAUGCUCAGUCUGUAAAGUUGCACCAGUGUAGCUGGCUCUGCAGUAGGGAUGUCUUCUAGGCGGGCACAUAUGUGAGUCAAUCCACCCCUGCCAUGCCUCUUUUACUUGUGAUGUGCACUAGCAAUCUGACACUAGAGGCAGUUGCCUGUCUAGGAACAUGUCUGCAUGCUGUUGCACCCAUGCAACCUCUUGGCGCUGCUUGGAGGGUCAUUUUUUUGUGAAAAGCAUGGUGGUGAAGCAGUUAAUUCACUCCUUGCUAAACAUUUAUUUCCCAGUGAAGUGGCUCAUAAGUCUCAGGUGGGGGGAAAUGUAAUAUAUUAAACCUGAUUUUAAAAAUCA